AACUUUCUCAUCCUCACACCUAUAUAUACAUUACACACCAUAUUCUCCCCCUACAAACCUCCAAAUAAAACACUCAUACACACACAAACACUUAAACAUCAUCAAUAUCGUAUAUUCUUGUUGUGUUGUUUAAGUUGUAAAAGAAUGUCUGGGGUUUGGGUUUUCAAGAACGGUGUGGUGAGGCUGGUGGAGAACCCUGGGGGUGAGGCAGUGGAGGGAAGCCGUGGAGGAAGAAGGAAGGUGCUUGUUCAUAGAGCAAGCAACGAGGUUAUCACCUCUUAUGCGGUGUUAGAGCGAAAACUGUAUUCACUUGGGUGGGAGCGUUACUAUGACGACCCUGAUCUUCUUCAAUUCCACAAACGCUCCACCGUGCACCUUAUUUCCCUCCCAAGAGACUUCAACAAGUUCAAGCCCAUGCACAUGUAUGACAUAGUGGUGAAGAACAAGAACGCUUUUGAAGUUAGGGACAUGUAGGGUAGGGACAAGACAACAUAUAUAUAUAUAUAUAUAUAUAGUGACCAAACAAAAAACACCCCCCUUGCAAGGCCUUCGGCCAGGGCACCCUGCUACUGUCCAGUGUCAGUGUUUGUGACUUUUUGUACUACUACCACUCAUUCCUUUAAUUGUGCCCUUUCAUUUUCAUUAUUUAGCUGCUGCAUCCAUGCAUGUGUUAGUUUUUGAAUGUUUCAUUUUCGACUUGUGGCCAUGGAGGGUGGAAGUCUGUGUCCAUUUGAUUGUAACAUUAACUUGGGUAUUUGGACUGUCUAGGUAAGUCUAUGUUCUGAUAAAUUUCAUGUUUAUGUAUAGGUAUAUAUAGGUAGGGUCUGAUUCGUCAUUUGUGAGGACUGGGUGUCAUUUACGUGUGUUCGAUCCGUUGUAAAAUUUUGGUCAUUCUGCAAUCAAAAUUUACGACUUUUUCUCCA
Messenger RNA from Glycine soja, 923 nucleotides. Its product is annotated as flowering-promoting factor 1-like protein 3. Gene Ontology annotation, biological process: regulation of flower development. The record is from RefSeq and is a predicted model, not a curated record. Bases 145 to 474 code for a protein of 109 amino acids. NCBI's taxonomy places the organism in Eukaryota, Viridiplantae, Streptophyta, Magnoliopsida, Fabales, Fabaceae. The transcript has a single exon.